This is a messenger RNA of Quercus lobata, 579 nucleotides long. RefSeq lists its product as uncharacterized. Lineage: Eukaryota; Viridiplantae; Streptophyta; Magnoliopsida; Fagales; Fagaceae. The transcript has a single exon. The record is from RefSeq and is a predicted model, not a curated record. The coding region runs from base 1 to 579 and encodes 192 amino acids.
AUGGACGCCAUGAGCCGAGCCUUACGAAGGGCUGCUCGGUCACCAUUCUCAGAUGAAAUUGAACGGGCCCCUAUGCCGAGUAGAUUUACAAGACCGCCAUUCAAUUCCUACGACGGGAAGACGGACCCUGUGGAGCAUGUCAGUCAUUAUAUCCACAUGAUAUCCUUACAUGCACACAAUGAUGCCUUGAUGUGUAAGGUAUUCCCCUCCAGUCUCGGCUCCACCUCCCUGAGAUUGUUCAAUGGGUUACGAAAAGGCUCCAUUCGUAGCUUUGCUGAGUUGAUUCAAGAGUUCGGUAGUAGAUUCGUGACAUGCAAUCGAGUGCCGCAGCUGGUGGAUGCGCUACUUUCCAUAAAGAUGAGGGUCGGUGAAACGUUUCGAAGUUACGCCAGCCGGUACUGGGAACUCUACAACGAGAUCGGUGGAGGAAAUGAGAAGAUAGCGGCAAGCACCUUCAGGAUGGGGCUCCCCGAAGAUUCUGAGUUACGGGAGUCAUUGAUGAAAAGACCUCCGGAGGAUAUGAGGCAACUUAUGAGGCGCAUUGAGGAGUAUAAACGCCUGGAAGAUGAUCGGCUGUAA